This is a messenger RNA of Pan troglodytes (chimpanzee), 1536 nucleotides long. It is a transcript of the gene HAUS7, whose product is annotated as HAUS augmin like complex subunit 7. The record is from RefSeq and is a predicted model, not a curated record. Gene Ontology annotation, cellular component: HAUS complex. Lineage: Eukaryota; Metazoa; Chordata; Mammalia; Primates; Hominidae. The transcript has 11 exons. Gene Ontology annotation, molecular function: microtubule minus-end binding. Bases 72 to 1364 code for a protein of 430 amino acids. Gene Ontology annotation, biological process: spindle assembly; microtubule organizing center organization.
GGAGGUUGAUUGGCGGUCUUGCCGGCCAGUGAAGCCAGGGCGUGGGCGGGGCGCGGCUCGGAGCGCGAAACAUGGCGGGGCAGGACGCUGGCUGCGGCCGUGGCGGCGACGACUACUCAGAGGACGAGGGCGACAGCAGCGUGUUCAGGGCGGCUGUGGAGGUGUUCGGGAAGCUGAAGGACCUAAACUGCCCCUUCCUCGAGGGUCUGUAUAUCACAGAGCCAAAGACAAUUCAGGAACUGCUGUGCAGCCCCUCAAAGUACCGCUUGGAGAUCCUAGAGUGGAUGUGUACCCGGGUCUGGCCCUCACUGCAGGACAGGUUCAGCUCACUGAAAGGGGUCCCAACAGAGGUGAAGAUCCAAGAAAUGACGAAGCUGGGCCAUGAGCUGAUGCUGUGUGCGCCAGAUGACCAGGAGCUCCUCAAGGGCUGUGCCUGCGCCCAGAAGCAGCUACACUUCAUGGACCAGUUGCUCGAUGCCAUCCGGAGCCUGACUAUUGGGUGCUCCAGUUGCUCGAGCCUGAUGGAGCACUUCGAGGACACCAGGGAGAAGAAUGAGGCCUUGCUGGGGGAGCUCUUCUCUAGCCCCCACCUGCAGAUGCUCCUGAAUCCAGAGUGCGACCCGUGGCCCCUGGACAUGCAGCCCCUCCUCAACAAGCAGAGUGAUGACUGGCAGUGGGCCAGUGCCUCUGCCAAGUCCGAGGAGGAGGAGAAGCUGGCGGAGCUUGCCAGGCAGCUGCAGGAGAGUGCUGCCAAGUUGCAUGCGCUUAGAACGGAGUACUUUGCACAGCAUGAGCAAGGGGCCGCUGCGGGCGCAGCCGACAUCAGCACCCUAGACCAGAAGCUGCGUCUGGUCACUUCCGACUUCCACCAGCUAAUCUUGGCUUUUCUCCAAGUCUACGACGACGAGCUGGGCGAGUGCUGCCAGCGCCCAGGCCCUGACCUCCACCCGUGCGGCCCCAUCAUCCAGGCCACGCACCAGAAUCUGACUUCCUACAGCCAAAUCCCCAGAGGCCAACCUAAAAAGCCGGCUUUAGUUACGAUGACUACAGUUCCCAUAUGCGCAACUCUGCCCUUGGCUCAAGGAUUCCGUGAUGUUUAUUUUGGUUUUCUAAGCGAGAGGCUCCGAGCCUUCCAACCUCUGACUGGCUGGUCCUGUGAGACCCCUCGAUCAGGGAUGCUGCUGCAAGUGGUCGUGGCAGUUGCUGACACCUCUGCGAAAGCCGUGGAGACCGUGAAGAAGCAGCAAGGCGAGCAGAUCUGCUGGGGUGGCAGCAGCUCCGUCAUGAGUCUAGCUACCAAGAUGAAUGAACUAAUGGAGAAACAGAAAGUCUUCAGUGAUGGCCUACGCCAAAGCACAGGAUAGGGGCGGGCAGGAAGCCCUCUCCCAAGAUCGAGUUGGCUGAGGAUGGAUGAUUGUGGCAGCAGAAGCCGUUGCAGCCCCACGUUGUGCUCUAGGCAGGGACCUUUGGCCCGUUUGGGGAGGGAGAGACAGACGGGCGGUUUGACUUGGACACAAAGAAAGCCUUGGUUUCUAA